CUGUUUGAUCGAAGGCUGUGCUCCCCCCAGGAGGUGUGUGUGCAGGAUGGGCUGUUUGGGCAGUGCCAGGUGGGCUCCAUGCAGGACAGACCCUACUUCCAAGUCACCUCUCCUGUGCUCCAGCGCUUGCAGGAUGUCUUGCGGCAUCUCAUGGCACAAGGGCUCUCAUGGCAGGACGGCAUCACCCAGUAUGUGAUCUCGCAGGAGAUGGAGCGCAUCCCUCGCCUCCGCCCCCCACCUUCACUGGAGCCACGCUACCUGGAGCACCUCCUGCUGCCACCCCCACCCCAGCUGGGCUACGAGGAGGCUCUGCUCAACCCCUACUCCUACCACAAGGUGUUGCUGGCCCUGAAGUGCCCACAGCAAAACGAGUGGGUCUGCAGCAGAGUGGUGCUGGAGGAGUUGCCACACCACAGAAUCCCAGCCAGCAGCUCCACAGGGGAUGGGUUGAGGGGCAGGGCAACAUCCUCGCCAGCCCCCCGGGCUGAGCCACAGCGAGCACAGGGUGGGGACGUGCUCAGCUCAGGGAAGCCGAUCGUGGUGGAGAAGAAGAGCUACACAGAAGCAAAAAAUGGUGGAGCGCAGCAGGGCACGCGGCCACCGGACGAGUAUGGCUACAUCAUCACAGACCAGAAGCCCCUGGGGCUGGCUGCUGGCGUGCAGCUGCUGGAGCUCCUCGCCAAGCACCUCCACCUCUCCACAGCCAGCUUCAUCAACAUCAGCGUCGUGGGUCCUGCGCUCACCUUCCGCAUCCGACAGAACCCCAAGAACUUCUCUCUGGCAGGUGUGGCCAGACAGGCCGGGGNNNCGAAGACAGAACUGGAGUCAGAGCUGGGCCUGAAGAUCGUGCAAACAGGAGUGGGAGAGCGAAACGAGGCUGCUGCCUACUCGCACCCAUCCCGCUUCGGGGACAGCUUCCACUCGGUGCUGCUGACCUUCAUCGCGCUGGCCUGCGUGGCGGGCAUCACCAUCGCGGCUGCCGCAGUCUUCUGCCUCCGGCGCCAUGCCAAGCAGCGGGAGAAGGAGCGCCUGGCCGCCCUGGGGCCCGAGGGGGCUGCUGACACCACAUUUGAGUACCAGGAGCUGUGCCGCCAGCAUAUGGCUGCCAAGUCUCUCUUUGGCCGUGCCGAGGCACCGGCGGCUCCGGCGGAGACCUCACGGGUCAGCAGCGUCUCGUCCCAGUUCAGCGACGCCCCACAGCCCAGCCCCAGCUCCCACAGCAGCACACCCUCCUGGUGCGAGGAGCCUGUCCAAUCCAACAUGGACAUAUCCACUGGACACAUGAUUCUGGCCUAUAUGGAAGACCACCUCCGCAACCGGGACCGGCUGGCCAAGGAGUGGCAGGCUCUCUGCGCUUACCAGGCUGAGCCCAGCGUCUGCUCCAUUGCCCAGAGCGAAGCCAACCUUAAGAAGAAUCGCAACCCUGACUACGUGCCCUAUGACCACAUGCGGAUCAAGCUGAAAGCCGAGAGCAACCCGUCCCGCAGCGACUUCAUCAACGCCAGUCCAAUUAUCGAGCACGACCCGCGGAUGCCAGCCUACAUCGCCACGCAGGGACCCCUGUCCCACACAAUUGCUGACUUCUGGCAGAUGGUGUGGGAGCACGGCUGCACUGUCAUUGUCAUGCUGAGCCCACUGGCUGAGGACAGUGUCAAGCAGUGUGACCGCUACUGGCCGGACGAAGGCUCCUCUCUCUACCACAUCUACGAGGUGAACCUGGUGUCGGAGCACAUCUGGUGCGAGGAUUUCCUGGUGCGCAGCUUCUACCUGAAGAAUGUGCAAUCGCAAGAGACACGCACCCUCACGCAGUUCCACUUUCUCAGCUGGCCGGCCGAGGGCAUCCCUGCCACCACCCGGCCCCUCCUUGACUUCCGCAGGAAGGUGAACAAAUGCUACCGGGGUCGCUCCUGCCCUAUUAUCGUGCACUGCAG
Molecule: messenger RNA, 1931 nt
Organism: Apaloderma vittatum (bar-tailed trogon)
Lineage: Eukaryota; Metazoa; Chordata; Aves; Trogoniformes; Trogonidae
Gene: PTPRN
Product: protein tyrosine phosphatase, receptor type, N
Exons: 17
Biological process (GO): protein dephosphorylation
Cellular component (GO): secretory granule
Molecular function (GO): protein tyrosine phosphatase activity
Source: RefSeq, a predicted model, not a curated record